AUGGUGGCUCGAAAGUUCCUCGAGGCCGCGCAAACCGACAAUGUGAAGCGAGGCAUCCGGUCCAUCCUUGCCGACCCCAACACCGGCCAACAGAGGCCAAGUCGCCAGGGUACGCAAGACACGGUACAAAAGGUCUCACUGGCUCGCUGGCCUCAGGCGGACACGCUGUCGGUUCCUGCCUCAGGUCUAUUUCUGUUGGUCAAGGCGGCGAGCUGUUAG
This is a messenger RNA of Colletotrichum spaethianum, 219 nucleotides long. RefSeq lists its product as uncharacterized. Bases 1 to 219 code for a protein of 72 amino acids. Lineage: Eukaryota; Fungi; Ascomycota; Sordariomycetes; Glomerellales; Glomerellaceae. The transcript is spliced from 3 exons. The record is from RefSeq and is a predicted model, not a curated record.